Messenger RNA from Lycium barbarum (goji berry), 2160 nucleotides. Its product is annotated as probable magnesium transporter NIPA8. Gene Ontology annotation, biological process: magnesium ion transport. The record is from RefSeq and is a predicted model, not a curated record. The coding region runs from base 585 to 1778 and encodes 397 amino acids. Gene Ontology annotation, cellular component: membrane. The transcript has 13 exons. Lineage: Eukaryota; Viridiplantae; Streptophyta; Magnoliopsida; Solanales; Solanaceae. Gene Ontology annotation, molecular function: magnesium ion transmembrane transporter activity.
CCACACAGCCUGUUUUCAUAUUAUUUGAGAAAAAAGGCAUUUCUUAUUAGUACUGUAUGUAUUAGUAGGAAGAAAAAGAAAACAAUUCUUUGCCAGGAACGCAAGAAAGGGAAGACUCAAUCAAAGCCAUCGUCUUUGUCAACUUCCUUUGGCUGUUGGGCUUCCAAUAUCAUUGUUAGGGUUCUUUUUUCUUUCUGCACAGGAUUUAAAUGAAAGAUCUCUCAUUAUGUAUAUAAUAUCCGGAAAAAUGAAGUUCACUGUCUGAUCUUCUGGAUUUCCGCUAUAUAAUCCCCCUCUUUCAUUUUUUUUUCUUUAAUAAAUCACCUCUUCGGAAUUACAGUGAUCUGAUUGUGUUGGGUGGUGAUGCUUCUGCUCGUUCACCAAAGCAAUACUGUGUCAGUGAUCUCUUCCAUCCAUGGGCGAGUGGGUAGUUGGAGCCGUUAUCAACUUGUUUGGAAGCAUUGCCAUUAACUUUGGAACCAAUCUCCUCAAGUUAGGUCAUGAUCAGCUCUAAUGAAUCAUAAGUGUUUCAGAGGGAGAAGCACUCUGUGCUGGGUAAUGAGGGAACAGAUGUAAAGGCUACGAUGAAGCCAAUUAUAUACUUCCAAACAUGGAGAGUUGGUAUUCUAUUCUUUGCUAUAGGAAAUUGUCUCAAUUUCAUUUCAUUUGGAUAUGCUGCUCAGUCACUUCUAGCAGCUUUGGGAUCUAUACAAUUUGUCUCAAACAUCGCUUUUGCCUACUUUGUUUUGAACAAAACAGUGACAAUCAACGUACUGGUAGCCACUGCCUUUAUUGUUCUUGGAAACAUCUUCCUUGUAGCCUUUGGCAACCACCAGUCACCUGUUUACACGCCGGAGCAGUUGGCUGAGAAGUACAGCAACAUUACGUUUCUUCUUUACUGUCUCACUCUGGUCUUAGUUGUUGCUUUACAUCAUUCAAUAUACAAGAGAGGAGAACUAAUAUAUGCUGUCCCUAUGAAUGAAAGUAAGCCAUAUUGGCACAUGCUGCUUCCGUUUUCAUAUGCAGUUGUUUCAGGUGCUGUUGGAUCAUGUUCGGUAUUGUUUGCGAAGUCUCUUUCAAACAUGUUAAGAUUGUCUAUGUCAAGUGGUUAUUCAUUGCACAGCUGGUUCACGUAUUCCAUGCUCCUGCUAUUUCUUAGUACAGCUGGAUUUUGGAUGGCAAGGUUAAAUGAAGGACUUUCGCUCUUUGAUGCAAUGCUUAUUGUCCCUAUGUUUCAAAUCACUUGGACGUUUUUCUCAAUAUGUACAGGAUUUGUGUACUUUCAGGAAUACCAGGUCUUUGAUGCUUUAAGAACAACAAUGUUUAUUCUUGGAAUGAUUUCUGUGUUUGUGGGCAUUUCUUUGCUUGCGCCAGAUGAAUCAAAAGGAGGUGAAGUGAAGGAAGGUUCUUUAGUUUCAACAACUUCAAAUCUGUCGCAGGAUGAGGAGAGGCUGUUAAUGCCAACUGAAGACUCCCAAAUUAAGGAUAUAAGAUCAUUUGGACGAGUUAUGCUGAUGAAAGCUGCUAAUAUGAUUGUCAAGGCAAAGGCUGCAUGUUCAGUAUCACUAGGCUUUGGAGAAGACUCGCUUCAUGCAUCUUCAGUGCUAGUGAUGCCCAUGGUUUCAUCGAAAAUAACAGGCUUCCGAGGAGGUGGCCUUGAUCGGGCUAAACUAUUAUCUGCUCGAGGACAAGGUUGGAACAAAUUCGCAGUAGAUAAGCAUGGUGAGACAAUGCUGGAGACAACUGCAAUGCUGCCCCAAGGUAUCAACUUGGACUAGGAGGCGUGGCAUUGGUCUGUGGAGACGGACAUGACAAUGGUGGUUAUUUCUUCCUCUUUAUGGAGAAUAUUCAAGGGUGUCUUUAAUUCCCAUUUACUAAUUAUACGCUUAAUUCAACCCAUAGUCUGUUAGAAGGCAGCAGAUGCUGGGACGGGGAGGGGAACAGGAUAUGUUUUAGAGGUAGAGCUAGCUAGCCUGAUUUGGAAGGGGAAUGUACUACGUUGAUGAAAGCAUUGUGAUAGAAUAUUUGUUUCUCUUUUUCAUUUUUUUUAAUAGAGGCAACUAAUAAUAAUCGUAUAAAUUGUUUUGUAGUUUACGAGAAACUAUGCCGGACUGUGAGGCAAGAUAUGGACACUUCUGCACUAGCUGCUGGCAGUUGAUA